AUGGCUUUUGGUGACCUCCUGGAGCAAGUGGGAAGCACAGGUCGCUUCCAGUUCCUCCAUGUGACCCUCCUCAUCACCCCCGUGCUGUUGAUGGCCAGUCACAACCUGCUGCAGAACUUUGUGGCCGCCGUGCCCGCUCACUACUGCAGCGCUCACACUAACCUCUCUCAGUCCCAGCUGAGCCCGGAGCAGAUGCUUCUCGUCACCGUGCCGCUGGACCAGACAGGGAAGCCGGAGAGGUGUCAGCGUUACGUCACCCCUCAGUGGCACCUCGCAGCUGAGAACAACACCUCUGGCUUCUCGGAGAAGGAUCUGUACGAUGUGGGGGAUGCUGACCUGCAGGGAUGCACAGACGGGUGGUCCUACAACAUGACUGAGCAUGGCUCCACGAUCAUAUCUGAUUUUCACUUGGUGUGUGAUAUGCGCUCUUUGAAGCAAAUGAGUCAAACUGUCUACAUGGGAGGGGUGCUGGUAGGAGCUUUUCUCGUUGGAGGCCUGUCAGACAGGUAUGGUCGACGCAUCCUCCUGCUCUUCUGUCACCUGCUGAUGGCUGUGGGAGGAACAUGCGUUGCUUUCUCCACCUCCUUCUCUCUCUUCUGCCUGUCCCGGUUUGCAUGUGGCAUGGCUUUAUCCGGCAUGGGGCUCAACACCUUCUCACUCAUUGUGGAGUGGAUCCCCACUCGGGUGCGGACUGUUGUGGGGACAUUAACAGGUUACUGCUACACAGUGGGGCAGCUGAUCCUGGCAUGCAUAGCCUACUUCAUCCGGGACUGGAGGUGGUUAACCCUAACUGUGUCUCUGCCCUUCUAUGUAUUUUUCCUCUACGCAUGGUGGUUUCAUGAGUCUUCAAGAUGGUUAGUCUUGAGUAACAACCCUGAGAAAGCCAUCAAGAACCUUAAGAGUGUGGCCAAAUUCAACGGGCGCCGCGAGGAGGGAGAUAAAAUUGACAUUCAAAUGGUGCAGGAGUCUAUGAAGAAAGAGUUGUCCUGUUCUAAGGGCACUUACACCAUCCUGGAUCUGUUCCGCACCACCACAAUGAGGAACAUGACAAUCUGCCUCAGUGCCGUCUGGUUCUCAACAAGCUUCGCCUACUAUGGCCUCGCAAUGGAUCUGCAAAAGUUUGGAGUGGAUAUCUAUUUAAUCCAAGUGAUCUUCGGAGCUGUCGACAUCCCUGCUAAAGUUGUCAUAACUGUGACGAUGAGCUUUUUCGGGAGACGUCCAUCACAAUGUGGAGCUGUCAUAGUUGGUGGAUUGAUGAUUUUGGCCAACCUGCUGGUGCCCUAUGAUAAACAGACUCUGCGCACCAGUCUGGCUUGUGUGGGUAAAGGUUGCCUGGCUGCCUCCUUCAACUGCUGUUACCUUUACACUGGAGAGCUGUACCCCACCAUUAUUCGUCAGAAUGGUAUGGGCUGGGUGUCUAUGAUGGCUCGUGUAGGAUCCAUGGUGGCCCCAAUGGUGCUUCUAAUGGGGGACUACUUGCCUUGGAUACCAGGUUUGAUCUACGGAGGAUCGCUUAUAUUAAGCGGAGCGGCAGCUAUAUUUCUCCCUGAAACACUUGGAUCACCUCUUCCUGAUACAAUACAAGAUGUGGAAGACAGGGGAUCUGGGAGAAGCUCCAAAAAGACACCAAAGGAAGCAAUAAUCUUGCAAGACACCCAGUCGAAUCUCCUAAAGCAGGUUGCCUGAGGGCAUCUCUGCUCUGCUCCUGACAUUUUUACUGACAUGUUAAUGAAAGUAGAGUGGGUGCUGCUUUUUCUCUGGCCUGCUUAUUUGUUUGAUUUUCAUUUUGAGUGCAUUAUUUGUUGUGAACGCCGGAAAAUGGAGUUUGAAUGUUAUUGUUAACAGGUCAAUAUAAUGAAAUGACUAGCCACAAACAAUCAGACAUGGUUUACUUUAUAUACUG
Notolabrus celidotus (New Zealand spotty) is the source of this 1903-nucleotide messenger RNA. It is a transcript of the gene slc22a6l, whose product is annotated as solute carrier family 22 member 6, like. Gene Ontology annotation, cellular component: membrane. The transcript has 10 exons. Gene Ontology annotation, biological process: transmembrane transport. Bases 1 to 1686 code for a protein of 561 amino acids. The record is from RefSeq and is a predicted model, not a curated record. Gene Ontology annotation, molecular function: transmembrane transporter activity. NCBI's taxonomy places the organism in Eukaryota, Metazoa, Chordata, Actinopteri, Labriformes, Labridae.